Gadus macrocephalus (Pacific cod) is the source of this 3097-nucleotide messenger RNA. RefSeq names its product DnaJ heat shock protein family (Hsp40) member A1 (gene dnaja1). Gene Ontology annotation, molecular function: ATP binding; Hsp70 protein binding. Gene Ontology annotation, biological process: protein refolding; response to heat. The coding region runs from base 159 to 1379 and encodes 406 amino acids. The transcript is spliced from 9 exons. The record is from RefSeq and is a predicted model, not a curated record. Gene Ontology annotation, cellular component: cytoplasm; cytosol. Lineage: Eukaryota; Metazoa; Chordata; Actinopteri; Gadiformes; Gadidae.
GCGCGAGACCCACGUCACUGGUUUCGGUUCGUCUCGUGCGCUCCAGCGGUUGCUCGGGUUACAGAAGGUUCUAGAAGGCGGUCGUCUUGGGUCAGGGUCCAUUGCUCCCCUCCAUGAUUAUCGAUCUAAAUUAGCAGGUACGUUUUUUAAAGGCGAUCAUGGUCAAAGAAACCGGCUUCUACGACAUGCUGGGUGUCCCGCCCAGUGCCACAGCAGACGAGCUGAAGAAGGCCUACCGCAAACUGGCCUUGAAAUACCACCCUGACAAAAACCCUACAGAGGGAGAGAGAUUCAAGCAGAUCUCGCAAGCAUACGAAGUUCUGUCGGACAGCCAGAAGAGAGAGGUGUACGACCGGGGGGGUGAGAAGGCCAUCAAGGAGGGGGGCAGCGGGGGUGGCGGCGGCGGGGGCGGCUUUGCGUCGCCCAUGGACAUCUUUGACAUGUUCUUCGGAGGCGGUGGGCGGAUGCACCGGGAGAGACGAGGGAAGAAUGUGGUUCAUCAGCUGAUCGUGACUCUGGAAGAUCUUUAUAACGGAGCCACCAGGAAACUGGCCGUCCAGAAAAACGCCAUCUGUGAGAAGUGUGAAGGCCGGGGGGGCCGUAAAGGGGCGGUGGAGAUGUGCAUGUCGUGCCACGGGACAGGCAUGCAGGUGCGCCUCCACCAGCUGGGGAUGGGUAUGGUCCAGCAGGUGUCCAGCGUGUGCCAGAGCUGCCAGGGCCAGGGCCGCCGCAUCAGCCACAAGGACCGCUGUAAAGCCUGCGGCGGCCGCAAGAUCGUCCGCCAGAAGAAGAUCCUGGAGGUGCACAUCGACAAAGGCAUGAAGGAUGGCCAGAAGGUGGUCUUCCACGGAGAGGGGGAUCAGGAACCAGGGUUGGAGGCGGGAGAUAUUAUCAUCGUCCUGGACCAGAGGGAACACUCUCGCUUCACCAGACAGGGACAGGACCUGGUGAUGACCAUGGAGCUGCAGCUGGUGGAGUCGCUGUGUGGCUUCCAGAAGCCCGUCCAGACGCUGGACAACAGGACCCUCCUCAUCACCUCUAAUCCAGGGGAUCUGAUCAAGCCCGGAGACAAGAAGUGUGUCCUGGGCGAAGGGAUGCCAAUGCAACGCCGCCCCUUUGAGAAGGGACGGCUCCUUGUUCACUUCUCGGUGGUGUUCCCCCAGGCCAACUUCCUGCCCCAGGGCAAGCUGAAGGAGCUGGAGGCCUACCUCCCGGGGAAGCUGGAGGAGGAGCAGCCCGAGAGCAUGGACGACGACCUCUACAUCUACGCAGACCUGGAGGACUGUGACUUUGAGAACCGCAAGCGACCAAGCCGCCACUACUACGUGGAGGAGGAAGACUACCCCAGCGCCGGCGGGGUCCAGUGUCAGACCUCCUAAACCCCCCCCCCCCCCACCUAGCCCGCCUUGAAUCGACCCCCUCCACCUCCUCCUCUACCACCCCACCCCACCUCCCCAGCCGCCGUACGUCUGAGGUCUAAACCGUGAUUCAAGUGAAGCACUUUCUGUAUUUUGCAUUCUGUGUACUUUUAAUUUAGUUUCUAAUCAUGUUGGUGUGAAGUGUCAAGUGGGAAUGCUCCGUGAAACGUGACCGGGACGUCUUGAGGUCGCCCCCCCCCCCCCCCCCCCCCCCAUGUGCUCAUUGCACCAGGGGUGCUUCCACACUUGUCGGGUGGCGUGUUUUUGACGUGAGGUUUUUAAAUCCAACGGGACUCAUUCGAUGGCCUCUCUUUUACCGCGACCAAUCCCACGCUAAAAAGGAGACGAUAGACGUGGCCGCCCAGGUGCAUUGUGGGUGCACCACUCGGCCAAAUGUUCCUUAUGUACGUCUAAGACCAGGCCGUGAGGGUGCUGGUCAGUGCUGAGCGGCCUAGCGUGCGGGUAGUGGGAGCCACACCCUCACUCUGUGAAGUGGAGGAGGGACUUGGUGGGUUUCCUUAGGAGAAGAGGAGAAUGGUUCCCUUAGGAGGAAGGACUUCCUGUAGUCUAUUUUAGUGACUUGUAGUUUUUAUCUCAUGAUUGUCGUGUGAGCAGGCCGAAGAAGCAGAGGGUUGAUGUCGUGGUUUCAGAAAGGUGUGUUUUGAAUUGGUGACCUUAAACCUGAGGCCAACGUGUUUUUGUUUUUAAUAUAUAUUUUUAAUAACAGAUGGAUGGUACAGUUUAUUAUCUGUGAAGCCCCAAUCACCCCCGCUCUGCUGUACCAUUUUAAGGGCUUUUUGUAAACAUCAAGCAUAAAAUCUAACAAUCAAUUACACUAUAACAACAUAGGAGUAGCAUUUCAUUUUUUCUAACUGUCAAUAUUAAAGUACAUUAAUUGCAUAUAUGAUACGAAGGAAUACAUUUUUGCAGUGAUUAUAUGCAAACAACUGUGAAACUCUGUUAAAGAUUUUGGCAUGUUUCCCUGAGUAAGAAUCACUAAUUAAUUAAUUAAUUAUAUCAUGAGCGCAAUCUACAUAAACACUCAACAGUUGUAUGUUACGAAGCAGGGAAGGAAGGAAGGUCAUCUCUUUGGUAAAAUAUGAUAGAAAGUGUCUAGUGUUUCUUUGCUUUGCGACAAUUGAGUAAUUAGUUUGAACUAGCAAAAUUGGACAGAUGGUGAUUUUGCUACCAUUGCCAAUAAUGAAUAAAUAAAGUAAAGUGCAUUGCAAUUAAAUGAAAGUUUAUAUUACCUUUACGUGUCUAAGCCAAAUGGUGGAGGUUUAAGUCUUUUCCAAAUCUGGGUAUAUAACUGGAUUGACUCCAGUUCCAAAUGUGGUUCUACACUGGAGUGACUAGUGUUACCGAGCCUUAUCUUUUAAACCCGCGCUACUCUUUAUGCAGCUUUCUGUCAACAUUUCAAUACACACAACUAUUGUUCUUGUAUGGAGGACUGCCGUUUCAUUUCAUUGUUAUGGAGUUAUACUGCUGUGUAUUAAUCUGGUUGUCAGGGAUACUGCUAACACAUAAAUGGUCUUGCAUUGUCUGCCAAUAUAAAGGACCAAUUAUUUGUUCAUGGUUUAUAAUUUAUAAUUUAAAGAGCAUGUUAUGCAAUUCUUUUUUAAUUCUUAAUCUGUUGUAGAUUUUGUUUUGUUGUAAUAAAUAUUUUUUGGUCCACUAAA